AUGAUAAAAGGUGCUCCACCAACUCCACCACCACCAACAGAGCAAGCACCAAAUGCCAAUACUCAACCAGCACCAAUGCAAAUACCUGGUAUGCCAUCAAACAUGGGUCAAAUGCUCCAGAAUCCAAUGAUGCAAGAGUUUAGAAUCUCCAAUGCACUUAGACAAUCAUUUGAAAUGAUGCGUAAUCCAGAAUUGAUGCGUGAAAUGAUGCGUAAUGCUGAUAGAGCUAUGAUUAACAUUGAAAAUCACCCAGAAGGUUUUAAUCUCCUUCGUAGAAUGUAUACAAAUGUACAAGUAUCAAAUCAAGCAGCAGCCAAUCAACAAAUCAACAAUCCAUUUUCAUCUUUAUUCCACAAUAAUACCAACAAUGCCAAUUCUGAUCAACCAUUACCAAAUCCAUGGGCACCACAACCAAACCCAACUACAACCUGUGCUACGGAACUGGUGCAUCAUCCAACAAUAUUACUACUAAUGGCGGCAACACAACUACUAGUCCAAAAAGUAACUAUUUUUGGUGGUAUGGGAGGAAUGGGAGGAAUGGGGGGAAUGGGAGAAAUGGGAUGUGACACCACUCCAUUUGGAUUGUCACCAGAACAAAUGUCUCAAAUGUUAUCAUCACCAGAGGUUCAAGGCAUGAUGCAACAAUUAAUGUCAAAUCCACAAUUUAUGGAACAAACAAUCAACUCUAAUCCACAACUCCGUCAAAUGGUUGAUCAGAAUCCACAAAUGAGAGAGGCACUUUCACGUCCUGAAAGUUUGGAAAUGUUUAGAAACUCUCAAAACCUUCAAGCACCUCUUCAACUUCAGCAAUCUUUAUCUACUCUUCAAAAUAAUGGAAUGUUUGGUGGAGCAUCAGGAAUGCCACCAGCAGGAAUGCCAGCAGGAAUGGAAAAUAUGUUUAGUGCCGCUGCCAAUCUAGAACCACCCGAACAAAGAUUCACUGUUCAAUUACAACAACUCAGAGAUAUGGGAUUCCUCGAUCCAGCCGAAAAUAUUCAAGCUCUUAUACAAACUGGUGGAAAUGUAAAUGCUGCUAUUAAAAGUUUACUUCGUUAA
Molecule: messenger RNA, 1056 nt
Organism: Cavenderia fasciculata
Lineage: Eukaryota; Evosea; Eumycetozoa; Acytosteliales; Cavenderiaceae
Exons: 7
Coding region: 1-1056 (351 amino acids)
Biological process (GO): ubiquitin-dependent protein catabolic process
Cellular component (GO): cytosol
Molecular function (GO): polyubiquitin modification-dependent protein binding
Source: RefSeq, a predicted model, not a curated record